Messenger RNA from Spea bombifrons (plains spadefoot toad), 1620 nucleotides. It is a transcript of the gene BCAP31, whose product is annotated as B cell receptor associated protein 31. Bases 156 to 890 code for a protein of 244 amino acids. Gene Ontology annotation, cellular component: endoplasmic reticulum; endoplasmic reticulum membrane. The transcript is spliced from 8 exons. The record is from RefSeq and is a predicted model, not a curated record. Gene Ontology annotation, biological process: intracellular protein transport; endoplasmic reticulum to Golgi vesicle-mediated transport. NCBI's taxonomy places the organism in Eukaryota, Metazoa, Chordata, Amphibia, Anura, Pelobatidae.
UUUAAAGGCGUCUGCUGUGUGUGCCCCGCCCCGUUGUGACAGCGCAGUAGAGCUUUGGCCGGAAAGCGGAAGUCGGGGAGUGUGGGAGCGCUGGCACUUGGCAGCUGAGAGAGAUCAGGAAUACAGAACUGACGCUGUCCUUGAAUCGCUGAGAGAUGAGUCUGCAGUGGACCGCCGUGGCAACUUUCCUGUAUGCCGAAGUGUUUCUGGUUUUGCUGUUGUGCAUUCCGUUCAUUUCUCCCACAAGAUGGCAGAAAAUCUUCAAAUCUCGCUUGGUACAGUUAUUGGUGGCAUAUGGGAACACAUUCUUUGUGGUCUUGAUAGUGAUCUUGGUGCUUCUGCUACUUGAUGCGUUCCGUGAAAUCCAGAAGUAUGGCGUUGGUGAACAGGUGGACCUCAAAAACAACCCGGUGGCUGUGGAGCAUAUCCAUAUGAAGCUGUUUAGAGCCCAGCGCAACUUGUACAUCGCUGGCUUCUCCCUGCUGCUCUCUUUUCUGUUGAGACGCUUGGUCACUCUGAUCUCAAAACAAGCCACUCUCCUGGCUUCCAACGAGGCCUUCAAGAAACAGGCAGAGAGUGCCAGCGAUGCUGCCAAGAAGUACAUGGAGGAAAACGACAAGCUGAAGAAGCAAUUACAAGCCGCAGGUGUGGAGGUGGGCGACCUGCCAGAAGUCGAUACCGCAGAAGAAAACAAGAAGCUUAAAGGAGAGGUUCAGAAACUCAAGGAGCAGCUGGAGUCCACCAAAAAAUCUAUGCUCAAGUCUGACAAUGAGGUGAUUGCCAUCAAGAAGCAAUGCGAAGGGUUAACCAAGGAAUACGACCGGCUGCUGGAGGAGCACGCCAAGCUGCAGGCUCAGAAAGAUGGCCCAAAGGACAAGAAGGAAGAGUGAAGGCUGCCUGGCGGUCUUCGGAAUGGUUUUUACCCGACGUUCUCCGGCAGCAGCUGCACUGUUUUCCAUCCGCGGUGGUUAAGUGGGGGAUUGUAUCUCACGGCACUUCACUCUGAAACACUCGUAGGGUCUACAUUUUUGUUUUCUAGCACGGCAAACCUCUUCUAAUUUUUUUUUUAUCCGUUUAUACCUGUUCAGUGUGAAAAAUGCAGGAACCAAAGCCUAAUAAAACCUUUCUAGUGCUUUACUGUGAGCAGCACCUAUUUGGAUGGGGGCGAGUAUUAAAGCAAGGGGUUAAGUGGGCUUGAUGGCUUCUAACUUCUGUCCUCCCUCCUUGUUCUCUCUGCCUCCCAUGCCUUGAUUGUGUAACUGACUUCAAAUGUCUAAUUAAAUGAAUGAUUAUUGUAUGUAAUAAAAGUAUAUAUAGUAAGAAGUUCACGCCGCCCCUUACAAGGUCAUCAGCGUUGAGGUUAUCGUUUACAUGUACGAUAUGAUAGGGGUGUAGUCUAUGGCUGGUAACUUUCCAUUUUCACCCGCUAUGUUGUGUAACCUGCUGCUAUAGCUCGCGUGUUCACCUGAAAUAAAGGGGUGUUAUUUUUUUUUUUUUGCAUUUGGCUACCUAAUGCCAUUUCUGUUGCUUUGUCCUAAAGGUUAAUUUAGUGUUAGCAAUUGUGAAGCGGAAAGGAAGGUAUAUUUGGUGAAAUUCAUAAAGACCUUCAGAAGCUAUAAA